Molecule: messenger RNA, 1350 nt
Organism: Rhizoctonia solani
Lineage: Eukaryota; Fungi; Basidiomycota; Agaricomycetes; Cantharellales; Ceratobasidiaceae
Product: DHHC palmitoyltransferase
Exons: 12
Coding region: 1-1350 (449 amino acids)
Biological process (GO): peptidyl-L-cysteine S-palmitoylation; protein targeting to membrane
Cellular component (GO): endoplasmic reticulum; Golgi apparatus
Molecular function (GO): protein-cysteine S-palmitoyltransferase activity
Source: RefSeq, a predicted model, not a curated record
AUGGCGGAUCGACCGCGCGGCGACUGGGACUGUGCUGAAGUGGUGCGCACAACGUACAAAGAGAAACAGAAGGAGAGAGAGGAAAGUCGGAAGCCCCAGCAUUGGAUUUUGCAGAAGCUUGUUGUUGGUGUCGUUCUCGGAAUCGUUGUCUGGACCUACUAUGUCUACAUCGGCCGAGUGUGUAUCAAACUUCUGGAGCGAGGGGAUACUGUCAAGGCUGGUGUCUAUAUCGCCAUCUUUAAUUUGUUUUUCCUCAUGUUCAGCUGGACAUAUCUCAAGAUCAUAGUUACACCUCCUGGCUUUGCUCGAGAUCACGUCCCUCAGUGCGAAGCUCCUGGUACAACGCAAACCAUAGGUACAGCUUACGAGGGAAUGUCGGAACGUGGUCAUGGCCAAUCCCCCCUCUCUGCGACCUCACACGACCCAACAUCAGCAUUUUCUCCCGAUGCCCAACAAGGCGCAGCCCUCGAACUGGAUGCUAUUCCACCAAUUGCAUCCGUCCACGCCCGUGUGACCUCUCCUGUGGGUGAUGAUUGCGCCUUGGGUGAUGCGUCAACUACUGUGCAUGAAACUCAACCCUACCUACAGCCGGCGGCGGCCCAAAACGAAACGACAGACAAAGGGAGAAAACAGGUCCAUGUCACUCGUAAUCCGCCUCAAACACCGGUUUUGGCAGACGAGUACCGAUAUUGUGCCCGAGAUAAACUGAUGAAGCCUAUGAGAACCCACCAUUGCCGUCUGUGUGCAACUUGCGUACUCCAAUAUGAUCACCACUGUCCUUGGAUCGGUCAAUGUGUUGGAGCCUACAAUCGCAAAUUCUUUGUAAAUUUUACCUUCUGGUCGACUUGGUUUACCGCUUGGGUCUUUGGAACGCUGCUUGCUGACCUGAUCGUGGACUCGAGAAAUAUCAGCUACCAGCUCGAUGGACAAGAAAUAGCCGUUAUAGCCUUAGCCGGUCUCUUUACCAUGUUCACAGCAUCGCUAACAGCUGGCCACACCCGACUCCUUAUCAUCAACGCGACGACGGUCGAGUCGCUUGGAUUUUCGCGCACAAAGGAAAAGGACAAGGCGAGCCUCGAGAUGGCAUUUAGCUUUUGGCAGUGCCGAGAAAAACACCAAACCCGCAAACGAUGGGACCAAGAAUGGGGUCGGGUCGAGCGAGAGGGUAAUCUAUGGUGGUUGGAGAACGCACGUACAAAUUGGGAGCAGGUUAUGGGACACAAAGUCUACGAGUGGUUCCUCCCGAUUGGAAAGAGUCCCAACAACGGGAUGAACUACCCCGUGAAUCCGCGACACGAUCCGGAUGGCAGAUGGAGGCCACGAUCACAAUGGCCGGUGGAACUUCAGUAG